AUGUCAUUCCAGGAUAUCCCAAUCCUCGAUCUCAACGAUGCACUCAACAGCGAAACCAAGUCGCAGUUCUUGGCCCAAUUGAGAAACGCCAUGAUCAACGUUGGGUUUCUCCUCUUGAAAAACUAUGAGUCGGUAGGCCCCUCGGCGCAGGACUUGGCAGAUAUCAAGCACCAGUCGCAGCGAUUCUUUGCCUUGCCCGAAGAUGUCAAGUUGAAAAUUGAAAUGAUCAACUCGCCCCAUUUUCUAGGCUACACCAGGUUAGCUAACGAGAUCACCGCGUCGCACACCGAUUGGCGAGAACAGAUUGACUUGGCUACUGAGUUACCAGCGCCGCGCAAAGGUGAACCCAUCUAUAAGAACAUUGAAGGUCCCAAUCUCUGGCCCGAUGAAGAGGCAAUCCCCAAUUUCCGCAACGUGGUGGAGACGUACAUUGCCAAGAUGACGCACUUGAGCAAGGUUUUCAGGUAUUUGGUGCUUGAGUCAAUUGGACUUGAAGGUGAGGCCUUGGAUGGCUAUUUCAAAGAGAACCAGCAAUGCAAGAUGAAGUUGAUUGCUUAUCCUGACCGUGCGUCCUUGACCAACACCACGUCUGCGGCUCUAGACGAUACACCAUCCACGGGCCAAGGCGUGGGGCCGCAUCGUGAUUCAGACUUGAUUACAUAUAUAUAUCAAGCCACGCAACAUCAGGACUCGCUUCAAGUGCAAAACUUCCAAGGCCAAUGGAUCACGGUGCCCAAUAUUCCCGGACAUUUGGUUGUUAACAACGGACAAACUCUCGAAGCUAUAACUCAAGGGGUGUGCAAGGCUACCAUCCACCGAGUGUUGAUUCCGCAGCCUGGUACGGGAACAAGAAUCUCGGUGCCAUUUUUCCAAACAAUCGAUUUGGACAGUUGCAAGAGUGCCAUUCAGAAUAUCCCCAAGGAAAUCGUUGAGCAGAGAGAUGUUAGAGAUAGGAAGAUUAAAGAUUGGGCUGUUGAUGUUGGGUUCCAGUUCAAGCCCGACAUGAGCAAGGAACCUGUAGGUUAUGCUGUCUUCAGAAACAGGAUCAAGUCGCACCAAGACGUCGCCAAGAGAUGGUAUCCUGAAGUCUUGAAGCAAGUGCUCACCGAGUACACUUACUAA
Molecule: messenger RNA, 1122 nt
Organism: Lodderomyces beijingensis
Lineage: Eukaryota; Fungi; Ascomycota; Pichiomycetes; Serinales; Debaryomycetaceae
Source: the annotation of a GenBank genome assembly